CGGAGCGCGAUCCAAAAAUACCGACACUACGCAGCCGGGCCGGGCACGCAGCAGUGAGCAGUGUAGCCCCAUUUCCACGCGUCACACUCGUUCGAUUUUCAAAAUCCCAUUUAAACCGCGUAUAUUUCAGCUUGAAAUCAGAAAAUUCGAUAUUCAAAUAGUUCGAUAGUGUUAAAGUGGCUCAAACGACAUCCAGGAUUCGAUAUUUAUGGAUAUCCAAAACACUAUAUUCAAACAGUUCAUAUUGUUGAAUUAGGUCUCGUGUUAGGCAUCCCUAAUUGGAUUAUUUAUCAGUUCUAUAGUGUUAAAAGCUGUUAUUUAUUGACAUCAAGAAUUCGACAUUUAAACAGUUCAAAGUGUUGCAUUGUGUUCCGAGAACCGAUAUUCAGUUUUCGAUAUUCAAAAAUUUUUCGUUUACCGACAUUAAUUCGAUAUUCAAACAGUUUGUUAGUGUUGUCGAUAUUCAAAUAGUUCGAUAGUGUUUUAUUAGAUCCGGUUUGUCGACAACUUCGCAUGUGCAGUGCAGUUUUGAGUGCCUCACGUCAUACGGAUGUGGCGAUGUCGCCCACCGCCAUCGGCGGCGAGUUGCCCCAGUGGUGCGGGAAGACUGAGAGCUGCCCACAGGCCUUGCUAGGUUGGCUCUAUCUGACCCACGAUCAAAACGAUCAGUGGGUGCCAGGCUCAGUAUGGGGUCCCCUGCCAACAGCGGCGACUGGCACCACGCAGCAAGCAGACGACACCAGCUCACUGGCAGAUCAACUGGCAGCGAUGUCGCUGCGCCGGCCGCCGCGACAUCCGCCGCCGGCUUACAUGUGUCACUUGUGCUUCAAGAAAGGUCACUACAUUGGCGACUGUCCACAGGCUCGACCGAAAGGCGAAGGUUUGACUCCGUACCAAGGAAAGAAACGCUGCUUCGGCGAGUACAAAUGCCCGAAGUGCAAGCGCAAAUGGAUGAGCGGGAACUCUUGGGCAAACAACGGCCAGGAAUGCAUCAAAUGUCGGAUCAACGUCUUCCCGCACAAACAGAGGCCUUUGGAAAAGCCUGACGGCCUGGACGUGAGCGACCAGUCCAAGAUUCAUCCCCAGCAUCUCUGCCAGAAGUGUCGCUCACUAGGCUUCUACUGUCGCCGGGAAUAUUGAACUUUAAUGCACAAUUGACCACGCGGUAGCCAUCUGGCAAAAACUAAGGGCUUCAUCGAAAUUUUAUAUGUCCAUAUAUAUUUCAUUGAGAUUUCAUAUUGUUCAUUUGA
Molecule: messenger RNA, 1250 nt
Organism: Pararge aegeria (speckled wood butterfly)
Lineage: Eukaryota; Metazoa; Arthropoda; Insecta; Lepidoptera; Nymphalidae
Product: zinc finger CCHC domain-containing protein 24-like
Exons: 4
Coding region: 514-1140 (208 amino acids)
Molecular function (GO): zinc ion binding; nucleic acid binding
Source: RefSeq, a predicted model, not a curated record